AGCUGUCCUGGGGAGGAGCUGAGCUGGACACAGUGGCAUUUGCUCUUGUGCACCCCGUGCCAGAGGUGGGGACAGCCAAGCCCAGCACCAUCUCCUGGCUGGGCAGCUCCUGCUGUUGAGUACGUCCCAAGCCUCAGAGUGGUUGUGCUAUUUAUUAAUCCAUGAUUAUUUUCCAUCUGAUUGUCUCCCCAGUCCCUCACUGACAUAUCCACCAUGGCCUGAGGUGAGGAGCGUUGCAGGCUGCUGUGCCAGACCCACCUCCCUGCACCUCAGCACUGAUCCAUGCAUGUUUGGGCAGCGCCACCUUCAUUGUGCACAGACUGUGCCUGGGUCAUCCUCAUUCCUUCCAGGUCACCCACCACAGCCCUCCUGAGCACAAGGAACUGGGGAUGGCAGUGAAUCAGUCCAGGAGGAGCUGCCAGCCCCUGCCUCUCUUGUCCCUUGUUCCCACCAUGUCCAUGCGGAUGCUCUGAGCAUCACGGAGUUACCCUGUCACCCAUCAGGCAGGACUGGGAGGAUUUUUGCCAGGGCUUGGUGGUUUCUUCAUGGUACAACCUCUCAGUUGGGAAUUUCCUGGACUGCCUGUGCCCUGGCUCAGCACUGCCUAUAUAGCAAGAGAACAUCCAUCUCCUCCUGCCAUGUUUUCCUGCAUCCAGGGGCUGUAGUUCCUUUAUAGAAAAGUAUUGCCAACUGCUUAAGAUAUAGGGAAAAACUGGAAUGAUUUUCCUCUUGCUUUUCCUGGAUUAAAAAUUCUCCUCUACCAAGAUUACCUGAAAGUUUUAAAUUCUUUAAAUUCUUCUCAACAGCAGCUGAGGUUUGCAGGUGCUGGUUUUAUUCCAGAGCAAAGCCCCAAGAAAAUUACAGGUGCCUGAUGACAGCACCAUGGAAACUGUCCAUGCAGCCUUAUCCCAGAGCUGUAACAGAGUCUGUGCAUAUAUCCUUGAUACCCCCUGAUUUUAUUUUUUCAAGGUGGGGAAGGCGCUCUUGUGUCUCCAGCAGCUCCCUGACCCUGUGCAGUGCAGGGUCUCAGGACUGAAAGGGUUAAAAGCACUGUGCCUAGGCACACUUGGGAAAGCACAAGAUACCCUGCAACCAAAUUUUAGUCACAGGCUAGAGACCCAGGAUGAAACUUGGCAAGAAAUAGGGAACAGAACUUGCAAAAAUGAAGGGUAGAGCUUGCUGAAACCAGUGAGAAAAUCACUGAAACAGCCAACAAGAGACUGCAGUGCCUAGAGGAGAGAGGGGGAAAGGGGACAGCGAUGAAGACAGCCAGCCUUCAUCAGAGAGGACCAUUGAGGAAUGGCACAAUAUGACACGAAAUGAACGAUAUUCACACGAAAAAGGUAUGUUUAUUUCUGGACUUCAGUAUUUACAGAAUUCUAAAAGUGACCAUGGAUUGGAGGAUGAAAUUGCCACCUCUCCAACCACACUGGUUAAACUAACAGUCUAUCAAUCCUCUCCUUCAGAAAGGAAUGUAAAACAAUCAUUAUUUACAUGAAAAGCGUGUGAGACACUCCAUUACAAAAAUGUAAACAUCAAAAGGCUUAGAAGAACAGGCUGACAGAGGAAGACGUGGAGCCUUCCUCAGCAUGACCACCCUGGUGCUCCGUGGCUGCCCUCCAUGUGUGCUGAAGAUGAUGAUGGUCCUGCUGAGCAGAGCUCGGGGGUUCCAUGGCUCCACGCCACGAGGUCACAAAGCUCUGGGGGUGCCCAGCGCUCGGUGCUCUGCCAGAGCUGCGGGUUUGUCCUGCUGCCCUGGGCAGCACCCGAGGCAGAGGUGCCCGAGCCACCCCAGCCAGGCCAGGGCUGGGAGCCAGCGAGUGCCGAGGGAGCCGAGGCCGGGCUGGCACUGCGGGGCCAUGUCGGGUGUCCACUACAAGUUCUCCUCCAAGCUGGGCUACGACGUGGUCACGUUCCACGGGCACAGCAUCUCCCUGGGUGACCUCAAGCGGCAGAUCAUGGCCCGCGAGAGGCUGAAGGUGGCCAACUGUGACCUGCAGAUCCUCAAAGCUGAGACCAGCGAAGAAUACUCUGAUGAUGCACAGAUCCCAAAGAACGUCUCCGUGAUCGUGAAGAGGGUCCCAGCUCGAGCUCCAGCUCCUAAAUUGCACCAACCCCUAGGAAAGGCUUACAGGAACCACAAUGAGCCAGUGAGGGGAACAUCCAAGGCAAUUUCUGACUCUUCUGCCCCUCUUUCUCUGGCCCAGCUCAUUAAGACCCCAAAUCUGGCUGAGGCCAACGCUGCAGAGGAGGACAAGAUCAAAGCCAUGAUGAUCCAGUCCUGCUGUUACUAUGAGCCCCUCAAUGACCUGAAGCCACCCUUGGGUCCUGGUCCAUCAUCAUCUACCAGCCCCGUUCCCAGGCUUAAAAGGAGCUCAGGAAUUCCCAUGAGUUUUAUGGUGGAGGUGAAGGACCCCAACACAAAGGGAGCAAUGCUUACUCCCAGUGGGAAAUAUGCCAUCCCAAUUAUUAAUUUAAAACAACAUCCACAGCCAAGGUCUCCAGCUGGAAUGAAGCCUCCAAAGAAAAAAGUGAAGAAGGCAGACAAGCCAGUUUAAUUCAUGUUCUUCACUCUUAAUUUAUGUUCUGUAUUAAUGUUCUAAAUUAUUGGUUCUUCUUUCUUCUUCUAUCUUCCUAUUCCUAUUUCAUUGUUUUUUAUUCAUUGUUCUUAUUUCAUGUUCAUGAUUCAUUGUUCACUUCUUGUUCUUGUUGUUCUUCACUGCUCUUAUUUCAUCUUCCUAUGUCUCUUACAAGACAUAUUUGAGCAAUAAACAACACAGCACUGAAAGGAA
Passer domesticus (house sparrow) is the source of this 2792-nucleotide messenger RNA. RefSeq names its product E3 ubiquitin-protein ligase RBBP6-like. Gene Ontology annotation, molecular function: ubiquitin protein ligase activity; zinc ion binding. Gene Ontology annotation, biological process: protein ubiquitination; ubiquitin-dependent protein catabolic process. Bases 1590 to 2558 code for a protein of 322 amino acids. The record is from RefSeq and is a predicted model, not a curated record. The transcript is spliced from 8 exons. NCBI's taxonomy places the organism in Eukaryota, Metazoa, Chordata, Aves, Passeriformes, Passeridae. Gene Ontology annotation, cellular component: nucleus.